This is a messenger RNA of Ochlerotatus camptorhynchus, 953 nucleotides long. RefSeq lists its product as uncharacterized. The record is from RefSeq and is a predicted model, not a curated record. The transcript has 4 exons. NCBI's taxonomy places the organism in Eukaryota, Metazoa, Arthropoda, Insecta, Diptera, Culicidae. Bases 28 to 594 code for a protein of 188 amino acids.
UUGUGAGACUUGGAAGGUGAAAAGAAAAUGAAACUGAUCUGGUUCGCAAUGGUUGUUGGGAUUAGUAUUUCAAUAGUGCCGGGAUUCGCUGAACAUGACGAUUACUAUACAAACUCUACAAGAACAUUGGCGCGAAAAAAAAGAUAUCUUAUUUUUCGGGACAUAUCAAGAGGAUUUAUUCGUGUCAAUGUCAAGGAUAGAAUGAUUGACUCUACAAACAUAUGGGCUCAAGGAGUUGGGUUCCGUUGGAACGUUGAGUAUAAUAAUCCUCCGGGACUCAAAAUCACCAAACGGGAUGUACAUAGAACUCUAGAAGAGAUGCUGCAAAUGCAUGAUUUCGAUGGACGAGCAUGUAUUUUAAGAACAAUUUGUGAAUUGUCUAAUAAUAUCACUCCUAACAGUGGAAUUAUUUUCAAGUUGUUCAGAAAGAUUUUCUCCGUACCUGCAGCAACUGACGAUACUUCCACCGGUUCCAGCAGUUUGCCUCAAGGUGAUGAAACAUACUUCCCCUACCUAGCUUCGAAUGAUUGUUUGGAGCUAGACAGGCAUUGUCCAAUAUCCCAGCUAGAAAUAUUGGACAACAACACCGUAUAAACCAUGGAAGCGAAAAUCAAGUGAUUCUUGUUUGCACUCUUUGGAAUCGAGUUCCGGUUCUGCAGCGUUCAGCGGUAUCAUUUAUCAAUUUACUCUAGUUUGCCCUGGCAGCAUCCUUCCGUCGGAGAUAUAAAAUAUCACUUUCCCACAUCGUCAGCGAUUGCACCAUUAGUUAACAGCAGACACGAUGGGAUGGCGAACUGCUCAUCUUAGGGAUCAGUUCAACAGCUUGUCGAUAUCACCAAAACGGAAGCAGGUGAAUGAUUGAAGCACCCUCCAUCGAUAGGGAAGCACUCCGAUUACCAUCGAUAAUGUUGUGUCUCAUCGGUUGAUUAGUAUACUUGAUGCUGUGAUGGAAA